AAAUCUCUAUAUUAUUACAUUUUUUCGAGUAUUACUGAUAUUCAAGUUUAUGCCUUGACUGAACUCUAAAUUUAAUGUGUUUUCACUUUUUGCUACCAAGCUUUGUCUUUUUUUUCACUUCCUAUCUUUCUCUCUUUUGACUUUCCCUUAGCACACUGAAUUUAACUUAACCACACUAGUUAAUAUAAAAACCAACCUGUUGUGUAGAGCCCAUGAAGCGAAAAAAAAUAAAAUCAACCAGUCAGCUUUCCGUCGAAUUGUUCACCUACCCGUCAACACCGGCACAUUCCAUGAACAUCUCACAAAGCCAAUUUAUUGUUGAUUUCCUGUCCAUGCCAUCGCCCAUAUUACUAUUAGUCUCCACUGAAUUUUCUGGUUUAACUUGUUACUUUUCAUGGUUGAUGGUCUCUGCCUCUCUGUUUUAAUUUGCAAGUUUCAAUUACAUUUUUUAUUUUCCUGCCUCCAUACUCUCUCUGUUUUUCAGAAUACAGAGGCGGAUCCCAGGAUUAGGAAAUUCAAAUUUAGAAUGGGAAGCGGUGGUUGUAUAGUUCUCUACCCUUUUCCACUCAGAGGCCAUGUCGGCCCGAUGCUGGAGUUGGCCAAGCAGUUCGUCCUCCGCCACCACUUCUCCGUCACCGUCCUCAUCACAACCGGACCUUUUGACACACCUGCCACCACCUCUUACAUCCACCAUAUCUCCCAAGCCAAUCCCUCCAUCACCUUCCUCCGAUUACCCCCACUCUCCGACCCUUUCUCCCUUGUUGAGCCUUCUCCCAACCGCAGCAGUCUGGUAGUCUUAUUGGAAUUCAUCCGCCUCAACAACCCCAACGUCCUUCACGCACUAAAGACCAUCUCACAGAUCACACCUGUCCAAGCCUUCGUCGUCGACAUGUUCACUACUUCUGCCGUCGACGUCUUCUCCGACCUCAGUAUUCCCACUUAUAUAUAUUUCACAUGUGGUGCUGCCGCUCUGUCUGCCUUUCUCCACUUACCCAUCAUCGAUAAGCAGACCACCCAAAACUUGAAGGACCUCACCACCACCCAUCUCCAUAUACCAGGCUUGCCACCCAUCCGAGCAUCACACAUGCCUGAACCAAUUCUCGAUCGAGAUGACCAAGCAUACCAUGAGUGCUUAAAAAUAUCUUCUCAGAUGACUAAAUCAAGAGCUAUUAUGGUUAACACAUUUGAGUCCCUCGAGUCAGUAUCGCUUAAAGCCAUGGAAGAUGGGCUCUGUGUACCAGAUGGUCCAACACCACCUGUUUACAGUGUCGGGCCAUUGAUCUCAGAACCCCAAGACGGAACUGAGGAGGCCGGAAAUGGUGGUGGUGGUGGUGUACCCAAGUGCUUGUUGUGGCUAGAUGAACAACCACCACGAAGUGUCGUCUUCUUGUGUUUUGGUAGUAUGGGUGCGUUCUCCGGAGAGCAGCUGAAGGAGAUAGCUAUCGGGUUAGAGAGGAGCAGGCAGAGGUUCUUGUGGGUGGUGCGGAGUCCGCCACCCAGUGAGAAGGACAAAGUAGUGUCGAAAGGAUCAGCAGCAGUGGAUCCAGAUCUGGAUGCUCUGUUGCCUGAAGGGUUCCUGGAGCGAACCAAGGAGAGAGGGUUGGUUGUGAAGUCAUGGGCACCACAAGUGGCCGUGUUGAAUCGGGAAUCAGUGGGUGGGUUCGUGAGCCACUGCGGAUGGAACUCGGUGCUGGAAGCGGUUGUUGCCGGGGUGCCCAUAUUGGCGUGGCCUCUGUAUGCGGAGCAGCAUAUGAACAGAACAGUAUUGGUGGAUGCUUACAAGUUGGCUAUGCCCAUCGAUCAAUCUGACGAUGGGUUCGUGAGUGCCGAUGAAGUUGAGAAACGUGUUAAAUCGUUGAUGGAUUCAGAAGAUGGAAGAGCUCUGAGAGAACGAAGUCAGGAGAUGAGACAGCAGGCCCUGACCGCGUUAGCCGAAGGUGGCUCGUCCUCCAUUGCCUUCACCAAGAUAGCUGAUGAGCUGUGUGGAAACAACAUUUGACAACAAAUUAACUCCAAGGCGUCAGAUCUUUGCUGCCUCGGUCGUUCACUCACUAGUCACUCCCGUCCAGUCCGUAUCUGCUCCAAAGCCCUCCUUUCCUCCUCUCCCAUGGCGCACAGCCAACGACGAAAGCCAAACCCCUCCAUGGAAGACCUCUUUGGACAUCAUUUAUUAGAAUUUAUGUCCAAGAUUUUCUGGUGAUUAGCUUCUUCGUUUUCUUGAUAAGGGAUGCCUUGUAUUUUGUUCGUUUUCUGGUUGAACCUUCCCCGCAGUUUAUUUUAACAAUUAAAGUUGGAUUAUUACCAAAUUACAACUUAAAAGUGUAGUUGCCAAUUCUUAUUGACUGAGAAUCGAUAGUCCCGAUUAGGGUCUGGUUUGAAACUGGUUUUGCUACUUUAUCCGUCGAGAUCUAUCCAUUGACCGUACCAUAUCUAGUGUUGGUGUUG
Molecule: messenger RNA, 2445 nt
Organism: Nelumbo nucifera (sacred lotus)
Lineage: Eukaryota; Viridiplantae; Streptophyta; Magnoliopsida; Proteales; Nelumbonaceae
Source: RefSeq, a predicted model, not a curated record